AUGCUGUGGCGUUCAUCCAAUCUAGGGUUUACCAACACCACCGCAACAAUCUGCCAAAACCAUACAAACCGCAAGAUUAUUCAAAAUGGUGUGCACAACAUAACACCCCCUCCAUUCCAUCACCCUCCACACUCCAAUAAGCAUCUAGAGGCUCAGAUCACACAAUGCACGGCUCCGGACGCGUCUUGCUUCGCGCCGCCGCGCGUGCCAACGGCGCCGCACGCCGCUCCCUCACGUCGCUCAGCAGCAGCGCUGGCGUUCUGGCUGCACGCUCCGCCAACUCCGGUGCGCUAA
Molecule: messenger RNA, 294 nt
Organism: Phytophthora nicotianae INRA-310
Lineage: Eukaryota; Oomycota; Peronosporomycetes; Peronosporales; Peronosporaceae
Exons: 1
Coding region: 1-294 (97 amino acids)
Source: RefSeq, a predicted model, not a curated record